AGUGCUGCCGGACGCGGACAAGACAGUGCGAUUCGGAAAACAUUGGACGCGCAGUAUCGAUAUACGUCGAGUGAAUGGAAUUGGAUACCGUAAAUGCGUACAGUACCGUCGGGAUGGAGCAGGGAUUGUCUGGGGAUCCAUGGGACUGUCUGUUUAGCGACAGCAUCUCGGACGCCUUCCAGGGUCGUCCAGAGAUGUUACAUAUGGGUAUUCGGCGUUGCGAUAAUACGAGCCAAAUCGGUGGUCCACGCUGGUUUGGUCCAGGCCUUGGCUUCGAUUUCGACGACGUCUUGACGGAACCCGAUGAAGAUCCGCUCGCCAUGAAUGACAAAAGCCGCAGUUCGAACAGCAACCUGGAAGAAUUGAAUUUGGACAGUGACAGCGAACUGGCUUUGACGUUGGAUCCGAAUUUGAUACUGCCGUGUAACAUGCCUAUCCGCAGCCCCGCGACAAAUAGCGACGCAGCGAUGCUGGAAACAGCGAGCGUGGAGGAGAACGCUGUUGAAAACGAGGGAGAUGAAACAGAGAACGAAAGUGAGAUCGAACGAACCGAAAACGAUGAAGAGAAUGAAAGCGAGGAGGAAGAAGAGAUCGAAGUUGAGGAUAACGAGCAUAAUGAGACGGAGUACGAGACGGAGGAAGAAGAAACGGAAGAGGAAGAGGUAGAGGAAGACGAGGAGACGGAUGAUGAGGAGCAGGACAUGACUCAAAAGUCGCUCACACCCUUGAAUGUGGAGGUGCCGAUAUCGUCGUCGUCGGGCAACGUCGGCGCCAGGACGUUAUCCGGUGCCAACGUGGCCAUCUCCUCGCCGACGAUACAACUGACGAGGUUGCAUCCUAAAAUAAGCACCAUAUCAAGCACAGCCAAGGACAUCAAGAUGUUGCAAACUAAUCCAGGUGCCCAGGCGUUGCAACAGAUUCGCAAACAUAUGUCCUACAACAAUAAUGUGCACGACGUCAGUACAGGUGCGACGACGACGGUCAUGAUACAGGCGGCAAAGCGUGAGAAGGAGUUAACGUCAGGGAACCGUGACAACUCUUAUCCGAAACCCGCGUACUCGUACUCAUGUCUCAUCGCGAUGGCACUGAAGAAUAGCCGAACGGGAUCGUUGCCAGUCUCAGAAAUCUACAAUUUCAUGUGCCGGCAUUUCCCCUACUUCACGACUGCGCCAACUGGUUGGAAGAACUCCGUGAGGCACAAUCUGUCGCUGAAUAAGUGUUUCGAGAAGAUCGAGAAGCCGCCCGGCAAUGGUAGUCAGCGAAAGGGUUGUCUCUGGGCCAUCCAUCCGUCGAAAGUGGCCAAGAUGGACGAGGAGGUACGGAAAUGGUCGAGAAAGGAUCCGAGCGCGAUCAAGCGAGCCAUGGUGAAUCCGGAGCAGCUGGAGUUCCUUGAGCGAGGUGAAAUGAAGUACGAGGGAGACAGGCAUGAUGAGGCAUACGAUGACGCAGAGAGCUACGCGGAUUCCGAAACUGGUGGGUCCGUGGUAGACGAGACCAUCAACGACGACGAGAACGUUACGUAUGAUGAAACCAAGCAGAUCGACAUUGUCGACGACGACAUCGUUGUGGAGCAGCUCUACGAGGAUCUUGAUCUCAUGAAUGCCACCGAGCUACUCGACACGCGACUAAACAACUUUUCUAGGCAAGAGCAGCCAUUGGUGUACGAAUUCGUCUCGUGCUCGAAGCGCCAGAAAAUGUUGACGGGCAACGAUUUUAUUUGUCAACCUGUCCAACGACAGGACGCGGCGUCGCCCCGGAAAAAAGCGCACCUCGUGGCGUUACGGCCCGGAGGCACCGCUCCUCCGGGUGCCGAAUCGCUUCUCGAGGCGGAUUAAAUCCUCGGAACACAUUUAUAUGAUCUCCUAUUUAAAUAUAUACACGCGGCCAAGUACACACACCUCCUUUUUUAUUGCCAGACCAUUGUAAAUAAUUGCGUCCUGUAACUUUUUUUACAGUCUGAGAUUUUGUAAAUACUUGUGUUUUAUACGACGAUGUACCUUUUUUAUACAAUGCGCUUGUACAUAACUGUAAUUUUUAAGUGUACAAAUAUCUGUACAUACACAAUGUACAAAGGCUAUUUUUUUUUAGAACCAUAAUGUGGGACCAUCCUGUAGGCAUGCGCAUAGAAAAGUUCUUCAAACACAAAUGGUUAUUUAAUAUUACUCUACGCAUGUUCGCAUAUUUACAAGAAAAUAGCCAUUAACAAGCAAGAAAAAUUCCGAACCGAUUAAAUCCGAUGACAGAAGGUGCUUGCCCGGGGACGACUAUUGUGUAUCACUAAGUUAGCGCUCGCCUAACAUGUCUAACGGCGCCACAACAAUUUUAUAAUAAACAUUUUUUAAUGAUCCAUUAAUCUCUCGAUCUUUUUAUUUGCAACUCUCGAAAAAUACAGAACACAAAUAAUACGCGUCAGCUUCCACGUACCGUCCGCGAUAGAAAAUAAAUUAACACGAAGCUCACGAAUCGUCACUGCCAAGAAUGGUCAAAGAUAAAAUAAGAACGUAGCGGAUUAGCAUAUAGAUUACGUAAGGAUAAGACACGCGAUCUCAUAUCGAUCUUUCGAGGACCGUAACUCAUUCAGUGCUACUCCUUUAUGCGUGAU
Trachymyrmex septentrionalis is the source of this 2602-nucleotide messenger RNA. RefSeq lists its product as uncharacterized. The coding region runs from base 75 to 1835 and encodes 586 amino acids. Lineage: Eukaryota; Metazoa; Arthropoda; Insecta; Hymenoptera; Formicidae. Gene Ontology annotation, biological process: regulation of transcription by RNA polymerase II. The record is from RefSeq and is a predicted model, not a curated record. The transcript is spliced from 4 exons. Gene Ontology annotation, molecular function: transcription cis-regulatory region binding; DNA-binding transcription factor activity, RNA polymerase II-specific.